Molecule: messenger RNA, 1614 nt
Organism: Cutaneotrichosporon cavernicola
Lineage: Eukaryota; Fungi; Basidiomycota; Tremellomycetes; Trichosporonales; Trichosporonaceae
Gene: RET3
Exons: 3
Coding region: 1-1614 (537 amino acids)
Source: RefSeq, a predicted model, not a curated record
AUGUCAUACUUUACCAUGGCCGGGUCAGAGUUCGACCUCCCCCAUCCCACACUCUCACGACACCCCCCUCGUUUCUACAUCCCUGACCGCUCCGAGUACUCGCCUGGCCCAGCAACAUCAGGCUUUGGACGAGAGCCUCUCUCGAUGCACUCGCGCAUGCCGUCGAGCUCGACCUUGCCAUAUUCAGGUUACUCAACGCCAUACCACCGCGAGUCGUUUUACGGUUUGGGCUCGCGAUCCUCCAUCGCCGCGCUACGCCACGCGCUCCACAGCUACCCUCGCCACGCGCAGGGCGGUCCCCUUACGCCCCAGCAGCAGAUUUCGCGCGCGCGCCAGGGGCCCGCCCCCAUAGCCACCCGCGGCGGCGACACGAGCCCAGGGGAAGCAGCCGAGCUGGGCGACCCGACCGCGACUCUACCAGCUGACCUCUGGGCCAGAAGCAACGAACCGCUGGAGGCGCUCAUAGACAUCCACAGAGUCCUAUACCGCGGUGUUGAGGACCCUGCAGACCCCAGAGCACCCGCGUGGGCCGAGCAGGGUCGUGAAGUCAAGCGCGUGAUGGAGCAGUGGUUUGAAGGCGACUGCGUUUAUGACCAUCCCCUCGUUCGACUGUCAUCGCGCCAGUCCGUGCUCACCCACUUUGCGCUUCUUCAACUGCUCUCCACCGCUUACCUCCCCUCAUUCACCCCUUCCUCACUCCUCCUCCAUGCACGGUCUCUCACCUCGAGAGUGCGCUCGGCCCUACUCGGCCCGAUUUACUUGGCAUCUCCGUCGGCCAAUGCGUCUGACAAGCGAUCCGCAUCCGAUCCUAUUGACGAGUGGCUCGCAUCGUCAGGACAGCAUCACGGCUCCGUGAUGAACCGCAGCAACACCGACGAUGGGUGGUGGAAGCUCUGGGACGUUUCAGCCGAGUGCCGAGACAUCGGCUGCAUGGAGUGCUACGAAGGAUACCACAUUGCACUGAUCGAUCAUGUCAUCUCCCUUACCCUGUUCCCGACUGUCAUCAAGCGUCCGCUCAACAAUUUGACGCCUCUGCAGUCGUCUGACUCGCUCAUUCACGGUCCACCGCGCGGCUUUAUACUCCGCUUAGCUGAGUCGGUGCUGCGCGAGUUCGACUUCUUACUACACUGGGACCUGCCGGUUUCGACGAUCAUCGAGUUCAACGAGGUCGGCAAGGCCACCCAUGUGCGCGAUGUUGUCGAUGUGCGCGACGUGAUCGACACGUUUGUGCCCUUUGCCAAGCGCUUCAGCUGGAUAUCCCGCCGGUUAACUGGCAUGUUCACGUCGGCCGUAGGCAGCGUGGCCCUCACUCUUCUGCCCGGACACCAGGUCAUAUUCGGUGACCCGAUCCGUGUUGGCGACGCCAAGGCGAUGAUCCGCGAGCUCGAGGACGACGCCGAGGGCAGCGGGCAUGGGUGCGGCCACAAACACAAGCACCACCUCGGUUCGGCCAUUGGGUUGAGCUCUGUAGUCAAGGCGUCGGACGUCGCGUUUCCCGAACACGCAGGCUUUGGCAACUCGUUAGGGUUGCAAGGUGUCAACGACGACGGCCCCGAAAUGCUCAUGUCACCGUCUAUGGCGCCCGACGUUGACGGUUCGCGGUCAGACACGUAG